AUGACCACGCACCAUCUUGAUCCUGAUGUUGUUCGGUGGGGCCUUCACCUUAUAGAUUGCUCUCCAAUGGGUGGUUCUCCUAAAAUUAUUACUUGUUAUGACAUGGACAUGUCUCGAAUUGAUUAUGUGGAGGAAGGUUAUUGUGACAAAACAGGCUUUCUUGUGGAGAAUGAUGAAGUAAUUGCUCAUGCUUUUCAGGAAGAGUUAUCAAGACUUAGAACUGCUGAGGCAUCGGGAUCCACAAGUGCUGAAGAUCAAGAUCAGCAAGUGUCUGUUCUUUCUCGGGAUUGGUCUGAUUACAAUAGUAACCAAGAAGAGGCCAUGGAAUACGAAUCCACCCUUGACAGUGAAUUAGGAAGAAGACUGAAUGAGAUGAUUCCAGUACCUCAUGUUCCUAAAAUUAAUGGAGAAAUUCCGUCCGCUGAUGAUGCCAUGUCAGAUCAUGAAAGGCUACUUGCCAGAUUGGAGUUAUAUGACCUGGUUGAAUUAAAAAUUUCAGGGGAUGGAAAUUGCCAGUUUCGUUCAUUAUCAGAUCAAAUAUAUCGUACUCCCGAGCAUCAUCAAUUUGUGAGAGAACAAGUUGUCAACCAGCUGAUGUCAUAUCGAGAGCUGUAUGAAAAUUAUGUUCCAAUGGCUUACGAAGACUACUUGAAGAAGAUGAGCAAGACAGGCGAAUGGGGGGAUCAUAUCACAUUGCAGGCUGCUGCGGACACUUAUGGCUUCAAGAUAUUUGUUAUUACAUCGUUUAAGGAUACCUGCUAUAUUGAGAUUCUUCCAAAUACUCUGAAGUCAAACAAAAUAAUAUUUUUGAGCUUCUGGGCGGAAGUGCACUAUAACUCCAUUUAUCCGCAAGAAGGAGGAAAUGCUAACGUGGGCAAGGAAAGCUUUAGCUUCAAAGGGAGACGAAGAGUCAAUUCAGUAGGGAGUGAAAGUCAAGACAUAUCCUAUAUGGAAUAUUCUGAAGAAUUUCCUGUAUUGAGGAGAAAGAAAAAGAAGAAGUGGUGGAACCCUUGA
Messenger RNA from Fraxinus pennsylvanica, 1014 nucleotides. NCBI's taxonomy places the organism in Eukaryota, Viridiplantae, Streptophyta, Magnoliopsida, Lamiales, Oleaceae. The record is from the annotation of a GenBank genome assembly.